AUGUCGAAAAGCAUCGCCCUCCCCGCACUCACCGCCUCCAUCCCGGCCUUCUACCACUUCCUCGCUCCCAAGGCCAGCACGGUCCAGGGUCUCUUCCUGCCCGUCGGCUACGGCUAUGUCGUUUCGUGCGUCGUCUCGGCCAUCUGGGUCACCUUCCUCAUGCGUGUCAAGGUAGGCAGCGCACGCAAGGCUGCUCAGGUCCCAUACCCGUAUCUCUACGCCGACAAGGCGGUCGCUGAGAAGAACCGCGAGGCUCACCUCUUCAACUGCGCCCAGCGUGUCCACCAAAACACCCUCGAGGACCUCACUAGCUUUGCAUUCCUCACCCUCUUCAACGGUCUCUUCUUCCCCAAGCUCACUGCCAUCGUCUCGGCCACCUGGGUCAUCUCGCGCAUCCCUUACGCUAUCGGCUACUACUCUGGUACUCCCAGUAAGCGUGCUUUUGGCGCCAUCUUCAGUGGGCUCAGCUUCCUCGCCCUGUUGGUCACUGCAACCUAUGCCUCCUUCACCAUCUUAGGUGUUGCUCCUAUCAGCAACACCGCGCUUUAA
Messenger RNA from Sporisorium graminicola, 549 nucleotides. RefSeq lists its product as uncharacterized. The transcript is spliced from 3 exons. The record is from RefSeq and is a predicted model, not a curated record. Bases 1 to 549 code for a protein of 182 amino acids. Gene Ontology annotation, cellular component: nuclear envelope; endoplasmic reticulum; membrane. Lineage: Eukaryota; Fungi; Basidiomycota; Ustilaginomycetes; Ustilaginales; Ustilaginaceae. Gene Ontology annotation, molecular function: glutathione peroxidase activity; glutathione transferase activity.